CGUUUAUAUUAUAAAGGGAAAUAUAAUUUCACUAAAUUUUUUUUAGAGUGAAUAGAUCCUUUCACAACAAAUAAUUGUAAUGAAGCUCUUUGAAAGCACACAUGCCUUUGAGUACUCCUGGGAACAGGUUACAGCAGCCAAUUGGCAAAAAUACCCUAAUGAACUUGCGACACACGUUGUUUCCGUUGAUGUAUUGAACAGAAGUAUUGAUGUUGAAAAGAAGACAUUGAGAACUGAAAGAUUGAUUGGUUGUAAACAAUCGAUUCCUCUGUGGCUCCGAUUCAUUGUAGGAGGAGAAGAAUAUUCAUACGUGCGAGAAGUUAGUGAAGUCGACCUUGUUAAUAAAACCUUGGUUAUGAAAUCAAGUAAUUUAACGAUGAAUCAUCUUCUUUUAGUUAAUGAAACGGUGAUUUAUAAACCAGAUUCAGAAUUACCAAAUUCUAGAACAUCAUUUAAACAAGAAGCUGAAAUCACCGCAUUUGGUUCUAUUACUAGAAUUUGUGACAAAUUAGAAGAAUGGUCAGUGGAAAGAUUUGGACAAAAUGCCAGUAAGGGGAAAUUAGGAUUUGAAUCAGUUUUAAAAGUAUUAACCGAAAAAUGGGAAGAAUCGGAAACAUUUGUUUCAGAAGUUAGUGACUCCAUUAUCAAGGAUAUUAGUGAAGUUGGAGAUAAGACUCACGGAGUUUUACAAGAGGUUACCAAAUUGGGGAACGUAUUCAAAAGAGAUUAGAGUUUAAUCCCAUUGUAUGCAUCGAGUUCCCGAAUAUUUAUUAUACAUUUCAUGAUUAUACGAUUGAUUGAUGAUUAAACAUUUAUGGUUAUUUUUUUAUCUUUAAAAAUUUCGUUUUAAAAGAGUUUCAGAAUAACCCACAUUUGCAAUUUUACAGCAUUUCAUUUUUAGUUCCACGAGAAAAGAGGUACUUUACCAUCUUUUAACAUCUUUAUUCUUACCAUUAUUACGCAUAUCCAUAUAGAUUAUUUAUUACAUUUAUUGAAUCACUUGUACAUAGAAGAAUUUAUCAGUUUUUAAUAUAAA
Messenger RNA from [Candida] anglica, 1036 nucleotides. Lineage: Eukaryota; Fungi; Ascomycota; Pichiomycetes; Serinales; Debaryomycetaceae. The record is from the annotation of a GenBank genome assembly.